GGUAGUGUUAACUCUUAUGACUUAUGAGUUAAUAGUAUAGCAGAGAGAGAGAGAGAGAGUGAGGCCAGGGGUUUGGGAUCAAAGAUCAAUGAAGGGCAGUGAGGCAUCAUCAGGAGGAGACAUGAGUGUGAAGCCUGCAUCUGCAUGGCUUGAGAGGCUUAUGGCUGAGACAUUCUUUGGUGGUUGUGGGGUCCACCAGAAUCACAAGAAGAACGAGAAGAACAUCUUUUGCUUGCACUGUUGCCUUAGCAUCUGCCCCCACUGCCUCCCUUCUCACCGCUCCCAUUCCCUUCUCCAGGUGAGAAGGUAUGUUUACCAUGACGUGGUUCGAUUGGGUGAUCUGGAAAAGCUCGUCGAUUGUUCCAAUAUUCAGCCAUAUACCAUUAACGGUGCGAAAGUGAUAUUCUUAAAUCAGAGGCCACAGUCAAGGUCAUGCAAAGGCACUGCCAAUGCUUGCUGCACUUGUGACAGGAUUCUUCAGGAGCCCUUUCACUUCUGCUGUCUGUCAUGCAAGUUCGAGGGUCUAAGAGUUGAUUGCUAUACCCAAUUUGUCCCCACCUCCUCCUGCUCGAAUACUGAGGCUACCAGUAACAGCAUUGCCAACAACAACAACAACAAGAACACCAAUGGCUUCUUCCUCUCUCUUGGAAGCAGGAGAAAGGGGGCUCCCCAUAGAGCUCCACUCUCCUAGCGAAACCAAAUAAAUAUGGGUACAUUUUAUUAUUUGACCUAAACUUAUGAACUAAUAAAUGAGUUCUAGGUUUUAGGUUAUGUCACCUUUGCUAUGUGUAUUUUCUCUCUCUCACAAUUGUAUCUUCCUUUGAAGGAUCUUAUUUGCGGGAAUUGGAUUUGCUGCAAUGAUGCAGAAAUAAAUUUAGACCGUUGAAUGAAGAUUGGACAGUUUAUAUUUUGACUGUUUAUUUUAAGUUUAGCAUUUGAGUUAAAAUAUGAUUCGUGUGA
Molecule: messenger RNA, 960 nt
Organism: Glycine soja
Lineage: Eukaryota; Viridiplantae; Streptophyta; Magnoliopsida; Fabales; Fabaceae
Exons: 4
Coding region: 89-691 (200 amino acids)
Molecular function (GO): zinc ion binding
Source: RefSeq, a predicted model, not a curated record